Messenger RNA from Ochotona curzoniae (black-lipped pika), 5841 nucleotides. RefSeq names its product hook microtubule tethering protein 1 (gene HOOK1). Gene Ontology annotation, biological process: cytoskeleton-dependent intracellular transport; cytoplasmic microtubule organization. The record is from RefSeq and is a predicted model, not a curated record. Lineage: Eukaryota; Metazoa; Chordata; Mammalia; Lagomorpha; Ochotonidae. The transcript is spliced from 22 exons. Gene Ontology annotation, cellular component: centrosome; cytoplasm. Bases 108 to 2294 code for a protein of 728 amino acids. Gene Ontology annotation, molecular function: dynein light intermediate chain binding; microtubule binding.
UGCCGAGGUGGUGGGCGGGCGAGCAGGUCGUCGGCUCGGGCUCCCGGAGGAGCGAGGGGAGGAGGGAGCUGUCGGUGGCCGCGGCGGAGUGGACGGCGGCCGGGGCCAUGGAGGAGACGCAGCCGCUGUCGCAGCCCGAGCUGCCGCUCUGCGACAGCCUCAUGAUCUGGCUGCAGACAUUCAAGACUGCCUCGCCUUGUCAAGAUGUCAAACAGCUGACUAAUGGAGUUGCCAUGGCCCAAGUUCUUCACCAAAUUGAUGUAGCUUGGUUUAAUGAAUCUUGGUUAAGCCGAAUUAAAGAGGAUGUUGGGGACAAUCGGAGAAUAAAGGCUAGUAAUUUAAAGAAGGUCCUUCAAGGAAUUAUGAGUUAUUACCAUGAGUUUUUGGGGCAGCAGAUUUCUGAAGAGCUUAUUCCUGACUUAAAUCAAAUAACUGAAUGUUCUGAUUCUGCGGAGCUGGGGAGGCUGCUCCAGCUUAUUUUAGGUUGUGCAGUCAACUGUGAAAAGAAACAAGAACAUAUUCAAAAAAUAAUGACACUGGAAGAGUCUGUUCAACAUGUGGUCAUGACUGCUAUUCAAGAGCUGAUGAGUAAAGAAAUAAUGAACGCAUCUACGAAUGAUGCUGUUGGAGAAUUAGAGCAACAGCUUAAAAGGGCCUUGGAAGAACUUCAGGAAGCAUUAGCAGAAAAAGAAGAGCUGAGGCAGAGAUGCCAGGAAUUGGAUAUGCAGGUGACUGCACUCCAAGAUGAAAAGAAUUCACUGGUGUCUGAGAAUGAGAUGAUGAAUGAAAAACUCGAUCAGAUGGAUGGCUCUUUCGAUGAUCCAAAUACAAUGGUCGCAAAAAAAUAUUUUCAUGCCCAGUUACAACUAGAACAAUUACAGGAAGAAAACUUCAGGCUUGAAGCUGCAAAAGAUGAUUAUCGCAUUCAUUGUGAAGAACUUGAAAAGCAGCUGAUUGAAUUUCAGCACAGGAAUGAUGAGUUGACUAGUCUUGCUGAAGAAACAAGAGCUCUGAAAGAUGAAAUCGAUGUUCUUAGAGCUACCUCAGAUAAAGCCAAUAAAUUAGAGUCCACUGUUGAGAUUUAUCGUCAGAAGCUACAAGACCUAAAUGACCUUCGAAAGCAGGUGAAAACUUUACAGGAAACAAAUAUGAUGUACAUGCAUAAUACUGUCAGUUUAGAAGAAGAAUUAAAGAAGGCAAAUGCAGCCCGUACACAGUUGGAAACAUACAAAAGGCAGGUUCAGGAUCUUCAUACCAAACUUUCCUCUGAAUCCAAAAGAGCAGACACAUUGGCAUUUGAAAUGAAGCGACUUGAAGAAAAACAUGAAGCUUUACUUAAAGAAAAAGAAAGACUAAUAGAGCAGCGUGAUACUUUGAAAGAAACCAAUGAAGAGCUUCGAUGUUCACAAAUGCAGCAGGAUCACCUGAAUCAAACAGAUGCAUCUGCUACAAAAAGCUAUGAGAAUCUUGCUGCUGAGAUUAUGCCAGUGGAAUAUAGGGAGGUGUUCAUCCGACUGCAGCAUGAAAACAAGAUGCUUCGCUUGCAGCAGGAGGGAACUGAGAACGAGCGGAUCGAAGAACUGCAGGGACAGCUGGAGCAGAAGCACCGCAAGAUGAAUGAGUUGGAGACUGAGCAGAGGCUGAGUAAAGAGCGCAUCCGAGAAUUACAGCAGCAAAUCGAGGACCUCCAGAAGUCUUUACAAGAACAGGGUUCCAAAUCAGAAGGCGAAAGCUCCAGCAAAUUAAAGCAGAAGUUGGAAGCUCAUAUGGAAAAACUAACAGAGGUCCAUGAAGAAUUACAGAAGAAACAAGAGCUCAUAGAAGAUCUUCAGCCAGAUAUAAAUCAAAAUGUGCAAAAGAUCAAUGAACUUGAAGCUGCCCUUCAGAAGAAAGAUGAAGAUAUGAAAGCAAUGGAGGAAAGAUAUAAAAUGUACCUGGAGAAAGCCAGAAAUGUAAUCAAAACUUUAGAUCCUAAAUUAAAUCCAGCAUCAGCUGAAAUAAUGCUGCUCAGAAAGCAGUUGGCAGAGAAAGAGAGAAGAAUUGAGAUUCUAGAGAGCGAAUGUAAAGUAGCAAAAUUCCGUGAUUAUGAAGAGAAACUCAUUGUUUCAGCAUGGUAUAAUAAGAGUCUAGCAUUCCAGAAGCUGGGGAUGGAAUCCAGGCUUGUGAGCGGAAGUGGUGCUUACAAGGACAGCGGGUCAUGUGGCCCUGCCCGGUCCUUCUUAGCCCAGCAGCGGCACAUCACCAACACCAGAAGAAACCUCUCUGUUAAAGUUCCUGCUACUACAGCUGAUUAAACUGCAAAAGAAAACUGAGCAAAAGUGCCAUUAUCCUAUUUUGUACCUUGCAGUUAACAGAGAAAGGAAGUUUGUGAUGCUGAAUAACAACAGUUUAUAAAUCAAUAAGCAUCAAGUUAAUUCUGCCAGCUGAUUUUGAAAACAGUGUAGAAUUAGCUGUCUUUCUGGUUGAGCACAUUUAAGUCACUGGAAGACACAUCUAGACAUGGCUUUUUGAGAUUAUCAUAAUUUUUAAAUUCACUUUGUGUACAUUUAGUGUUUUUGGUUGUUAGUAAUAACUUGAUUGAUUUUAAGAUGUGAUCUGUGGUGUGCUAUUUUAAAAUGUAUGUAGAUUUGUGGCAUUUUUCUUUUUUUAGUCCAUAUGAAACAUGCUUGAAUAAGGCACAUGGAGAAUUAUAUAACAGUGGUUGAGUUUAUGUCUACAAGUUUUUAGUUCCUGUCUUGAGCUUUGUCGUUGACUAUUUUCCCAUGCCAUGGAUGAUAAAAUGUUUAGAAGAUUAACCAUUAGAAUGGCUUUCCUGUAGUAGAAGUAACUAAUUCAGAGUGUUGCAGAUGCUGAAGAUGUCCUAGUUCCCAUAUGAUAAAGGCCUCUUGGCAGCAUUGUUGAAACAUUAAGGUUGGGAGGUAAAUAUUUGUAAGAAGUGACUUUAUUUAUUGGAAAGGCAGAGACAGGAAGACAAAAAGGAAGAACUCUCAUCCCCUGCUCUCCCCCCUCCCUCCCCCACCUGCCUGUAAUGGCCGGGCCUGGACCGAGCAGAAGCUGAUAGCUGUGCCAAGAAUGAAAUGUCCAGAUCGCCCACACUUGCAUAGCACAGCCCAGUCACUGGAGUCAUCACUUCUGCUUCCCAGGGCGUGCAUUUUUAAAGGAAAUUGGAACAAGAAGUAAAGUUGGGAUUCAAAUCAAAGCACUCCGGUUUGGGUGGGACACAGAUCUUAUUGUCUUAACUGCUUUGCUAACCACCUGCCCUAGAAUUGACUUUCUAGUAGAAAGCAAGAUAAAAACAAACACGUUGUGUGAAAUGUUUGUAUGCUUUUUAAUGUAAUUAUAAGGCUUGCUUUUAGGCAAGCGCAUGACAACAUUGUAGUUGCUUCUUAUCAAAAAGAGGCACAAUAAUGAAGCAACUUCCAAUAAGUUUCAUUAUUUCCUGAUUAAGCAGUGUUGUUCUGAGUUUGUGGUAUGGAGUAAUUUCUUCCCAAAGCUCUAAUUUCAAAGGUAUUGUUUUUUAUUUGGGGGGGGAGUCUAUUUCAAAAGUCAAAACUCAAGAAUUUUGUUAAGUUGUGUUAAUUUGUGCUGUCCUUUAUUGUGGUCACAAGCUGCAUGUGGCAAUCUAAAUUAAAUUGAAAAAUUCAGGUCCUUGGUAGCACCAGCCUCUUUUCAGACAGCCUUUAGCUACAUGUGGCCGAUGGCUCCUAUUUUGGACAGUACAGCUGUAAGUAUAUUUAUCAUUGCACAAUGUCCUGUUUAGUGACACAAUAAUAAAUUUUUUAUAUAUGUGAGGAAAUACUCUUUGAUAUUAAACCACAAUUAAAUAUGUUAAUACUAUUUUUAAUAUAAAGAUUGGAUUGAAACUUAACUAGCAUCUUGUAUUCUCUAGAGUUGAAUACCUUAAUGUUACAACAACCAUAGUCUGUCUGUACAGUGCACUUCGCCUGUAACGUUCUGAGCAGCAGUAUCUGUAAACCAGAGCUUAAGCAGCCAUUUUCUGAAAAGAAGGGAAUAUUUUAAGGUUUGUGGUCUACUGGAUAGUUGUCUUAAGUACCUAACCCCUGCCACUCAAUCUUUAACAUGCUUAAGUACUUCACUUCACUCUGUAGUGGAAGUAGCCAUACACAAUAUGUAAAUAAAGUGGGUGUGGCUAUGUUUUAAUAAAACUAUUUUCACACAAGCAACUGGUAGACCAGGUUUGACUGGCCAGCUGUAGAUCCCUGGCCUGUAGUUGGUCCUUGGCCUUCUUUGAGAGACUGAGUAUUGUUGGGUUUACAGUGUUAUUUCUUUGGAUACCAGGUUUUAAUUCUUGCCCAGUAGGCUUUAUUUUUAUUUUUAUCCAUUGAAAAUAUAAGAAUUUUAAAUGGCAUCUGGGUCUCUGAGCUUCAGGAGUGUGUGUCAGGAUAUUUUGUCUCAUCAGGGUUGCUUCUGUGACUACCUCUCAGAUGUUAGUGCUUUGUAUUGGAAUAGUUAAUAUGUUUGACAUUUUCAUAUGCUCUUGUAGUGUUUACUUAUCUGUGAAAUGGAAAAACAUCUUUGAAAAAAUUUUAGCAUGCUAUUUAAAAUUUUCUAAGUAGAAAAGCAUUUUGGUAUAUUUUGGUCAAGGAAGAUGCCCAUUUGGUGUUUCUAUUUGCUUAUAAUUCAGGUUUUAUAAGUUCUGCAAGCUCUCUUUUAUUGGAAUCUAUUGUAAAACACCAAUUUCAGUAAAUUAGUUUUUUCCCUUAACAUUCAAUUAUUACACUUGGAAUUCCUAAAUAAUGCAUUCAAUUUCUAAAUAAAGAUAUAACGCUAGAUAGAUUUUUUUCUUGGUAGAGAAAUUUUCUUACCUAUAAUUUUUUCUAGUUGAUAAGUAGAAUUGAAAAUGUUUAAUAUGUAAAUAUUUAUAUAAGACUAAUGUAAUUUAAGGUUCUGUGUUGUGAUUUAAUCAUACAUAAAUUCAGGACUGAUCAGAAGUGAGAUUCUUUUCCACAUCUGGUUAAUGUGGUGAGAUUGACACCCUGUGGGUGGUAAAGCAUUCAAAAUAUUUUGUUAUGAAGCAUAAUUUACACAUAGCUGUGUUGUACCAGAGACUGGAAUGCAUUUACCAUAGAAGAGAGAUUUAGCAUUUAUGUAUUUGUAAAGGGAGUUAAUAUUCCAAUGAUUAUAAAAUAGAACCACAUGCUAAUUUGGAAAUGAUUUUAAUUUCAAUAUUCCUUUCCUUUCUAAAUAUGUGUACAUCUAGCAGUGUUUAUUCUGAAACUACUAUAUUCAGAAAUAUUUGAAGUUUAUUCUAUUUUUUCUAUAAAUCAGGGUGUCUGAUUUAGUAGAGAUUCAGCAUUGAUAAUCUUGCCUAGAACUGUUCAUCUGAGUAUCCCCUAUUAUGAUGUCAUCAUUUUUCAUAACUGGAGUGCUAAUUUGAAUGUCAGAUAAAACUUCACCAGCCGCACCUGCUUCUGGUGUAAUGGCACAUAUGUCAUUGUGUCUCAGGCCGCAGUACUUUCUUUGUUAGGUUCUUAAUAUGUGUACUUACUGAAAAAAUUCCUAUCUAAAAUAAAUGUUUAUGGUUGUAUGCAUACAUUCAUAUUGUGAACUUGCACAUUACAAAGAAGUAGUUCAGAAAAUUUGUAAAGCACAAACCAUAAAAAAAUACUGUGCAGUUGUAAAACUUGAUGUAACUUAAAUGUGAUGUUCAGUUUAUAAAAGGUCCUUUCUAUUUUCUAUGGCAAAGUCUUUGACACUUGAAAAAUAGAAGCAUACCUGAUUUAUUUUUGUAAGUAUUUAGGAUAUUAUUUUAAAUAAAUGAUUGUCCAGUAACACUAAGAUAGUUGUAAAAUGUCUCAAAUAAAUAAACUUUUUUGCUUC